GAUAAGAACCGCAUCGUCCUCUUCCGCGACCUCUGGCACGAGUGUACGGGCUACGGCCCCUUCUAUCGGUCGGCGGAGCUGCGGGGGAAACCACAAAGCAUGCAGCAAGGGGUGAUGUUGGACCCUCUCCCGCACGUGGAAUACUGCCUGCCUUGCCAGGCGGCACAGGCGACCGAUAGGGCUGCCGAGUAUCUCACGCAUCUUCUUGGUAACGCGGAUCUGAUAGUACCCCCGGCAAAGGGACGAGACUUCCAUGUCGAUGACGCUUG
Messenger RNA from Symbiodinium natans, 269 nucleotides. NCBI's taxonomy places the organism in Eukaryota, Dinophyceae, Suessiales, Symbiodiniaceae. The record is from the annotation of a GenBank genome assembly.